GGGUCAUGGCCUGUUCAUGGACCUUCCUGUGGCUCCUAUGGAUCGCACUUGUUGCAGUGCUUCUCUUCGCUUUGCGAGGACCACUCAAGAUAUCAGAGUCGCUUGAAAGUGUUACAGCGACGUCGUACUUCAACAAUCUAACACCAAAGUUCUACGUGGCAUUGACAGGAACCUCCAGUUUGGUAUCAGGGAUAAUUCUAAUUUUCGAAUGGUGGUACUUUAAGAACAACGCCGGAAUCGAUGCAGGAGACGAAGAGGGAUCUGAUAACGACGAAAGCAUCGAAAAUACGAAAACCGUCCCAGAAUGCAAAGUCUGGCGGAAUCCGAUGGCGCUGUUUCGAGCAGCCGAGUACAAUCGAUUUCGAAAGGAAACAAAUUCAGAGCCAUUAACAUAUUAUGACAUGAAUUUAUCCGCUCAGGACCAUCAGUCAUUGUUCAUGUGUGAUGAAGAUCAAGGUAGAGCAGAAUAUGAAAUAAUGCAAGUAGCAUGGCGAGAGCGAGAAAGCGAAGAGCGAAUUCAAACCGCCCGAGCAGCGUUGGCAAUCAAUCCGGAAUGUGCAUCGGCACUUGUCCUCUUAGCAGAAGAAGAAUCUGAAACCGUGUCUCAAGCUGAAAAUCUUCUUCGUCGAGCUCUCCGUGCCAUUGAGUCCACUUUGAAUUCCUAUUCCAACAAUCAAAUUGCCAGUUAUGCGCAAAAUGGAGAUGCUGUUAGAAAGCGUGAUUUGACGAUUCAAACAUACAUUAAAAGAAGGUUGGCAAUGUGUGCAAGAAAACAAGGACGACUUCGUGAAGCUAUCAAAGGCUUUCGAGAUCUGUCGCGAGACCAAUCUCUUUCAACGUUGUUAUCUGUGCAAGACAAUCUCAUAGAAGCAUGCUUAGAAGUUCAGGCAUAUGCAGAUGUUCAGAAUUUGCUUGUAAGAUAUGAUGGAUAUGGUGCUCCCUGCUCCUAUGAACUUCGUGAACCAAGAUCAGCCGCGAUGAGUUAUACAUCAGCCUUGUUGAAGGUUCGAGCUGUUGCAGAGAAUUUCCGCUGCGCUGCAGACUCAUCAAUUCGUCGUGGACUUUCUUCUGCUGAACAAACUGCAAUCGAAGCACUGACUCGUGCAAUGGAGUUCAAUCCACAUGUUCCACCAUAUCUUCUCGAACUUCGAUCAAUGAUAAUGCCACCUGAACACUUUUUGAAACGUGGAGACUCUGAAGCACUGGCCUAUGCAUUUUUCCAUAUUCAACAUUGGAAACGAAUUGAUGGUGCUCUUCAACUUCUUAGUAUUGUGUGGAAGGAUUUUGUUCCAAAAGUCAGCAAAGAUAAAAAUGCAUUUUCUUCACAGUUGGAAUCAGCUGACAAAGAGUUGCUACCAUCUUGGCACGAACAGUCCGUUUUUCCGAAAACUGAGGGAACUCUCAUGAUGCUUCUACAAACCUUCAUCUGCCUCGCUAUCUGUAUUCUCGCCGUUCUCGCUCAACAAUUUCCAGCAUCUUCUGGCGAGAUUUUCCGUACUGCUGCAACGAUCGGAAUGCAAUUCUACGAAAAUUCUGUGUAUACGGUUUCUCAAUGGGCGCCAGGAAAUAUCAUUCCGUAUUUAGCAUCGAAACAGGUGCCUGUUCCAGAGCUCUAAUGUGAUAUUUUUUUCAAUCUAUCCAAUCAUUCCAAUCUUGUACUCUUCCUUCCAAACUUCGUGUUCCAUAUCGAAUAACACUAAAAUUUCCUCUUUAAAUUCAUAAUUAGUCACACACAUUCAACUUGCCAUAAUCUUUUUAUUUGAAUCCCAUGUCAUCUCCAAAAUGUUUUAAUAUACUGCUGCUGGUGGCUCUUUUUCACGUUGAAAUGAUCUCUGCUAUCCUUUUUUUAAUUGAAUGGAUAAAUAAUAAAUAUUUAUUUUUAAGAGCA
Messenger RNA from Caenorhabditis elegans, 1888 nucleotides. RefSeq names its product Protein ST7 homolog (gene F11A10.5). Gene Ontology annotation, cellular component: membrane. The transcript has 8 exons. Lineage: Eukaryota; Metazoa; Nematoda; Chromadorea; Rhabditida; Rhabditidae. The coding region runs from base 6 to 1616 and encodes 536 amino acids. The record is from RefSeq and is marked reviewed.